This is a messenger RNA of Theobroma umbraticum, 779 nucleotides long. Its product is annotated as ubiquitin-conjugating enzyme E2-17 kDa-like. Lineage: Eukaryota; Viridiplantae; Streptophyta; Magnoliopsida; Malvales; Malvaceae. The record is from RefSeq and is a predicted model, not a curated record.
UUUUUUUUCUUUUUAAUAUUUCAAAACUCUUUUUUCUCGAACCUUUCUUUUUAAGGCCUUUGUUUUUGUCUCUUUAUUUUCCUUCCGCGAAUUCCAGCUACUAACAAACAAACAAUUCCCAGGAGGAUCUCUCAGGGUUUAGGCGAUGGCUUCAAAGCGGAUCUUGAAGGAGCUCAAGGAUCUCCAGAAAGAUCCUCCUACCUCUUGCAGCGCAGGCCCUGUUGCUGAAGACAUGUUUCAUUGGCAAGCAACAAUUAUGGGUCCUCCGGACAGUCCAUAUGCCGGUGGAGUGUUUCUAGUCACAAUUCAUUUCCCUCCGGACUAUCCAUUCAAACCACCCAAGGUUGCAUUCAGGACGAAGGUCUUUCACCCUAAUAUUAACAGCAACGGUAGCAUUUGCCUCGAUAUUUUGAAGGAGCAGUGGAGCCCUGCCCUCACCAUAUCCAAGGUGUUGCUCUCAAUCUGCUCACUCUUGACGGAUCCAAAUCCUGAUGACCCGUUGGUACCGGAGAUCGCCCACAUGUACAAGACUGACAGGAGCAAGUAUGAGACAACUGCUCGGAGCUGGACUCAGAAGUAUGCUAUGGGUUAAUGUGCUGCUAAGUUGUAAUAGGAGGGCUUCAUUCCCCGUGGCUUUGGUCUUUUAAAUUAAUAUGUAUGAAUCAAAUGAAUCGAUAUGUGUGAUUUGUCUCCUCUCGUUAUUUAGUGGACCAAGCCCUCCUUAAAAACUCAUUUGCCUCGUUAAUUGGUUGUAUGGAAAUUAUCGUUUAAACUUAAAA